AUGAAUAUCAGAGAACACAAUAGAAUAGGUUCACCAGAAGACAAGUGUAGGCUGAUCUUCAAUCUUUAUGACACCAAUGGUUCUGGCUUACUUAGUAUGGAUCAGUUUAAAAGGUUAAUAAAGGGUACUCUGGAGCUGAUCCGAGCCAAUAUUGAGCAAGAAAAUAUGAAUGAAAUGGUCACUAUGAUGUACAACAGAGCUGGGUUGUCACAUGAAAGUAAACUAACAUUUGAAGAUUUUCUUACUGUACUGGGAGACGAUAAAGAGAACUUUGCUAAGGCUUCCAUCCAAGUAAAAGGACUAGACAAUGACAUGGUAUCUCCAAGGCAAGUUAAAGUCUCCGGAAUUGAACGACAAAACACUUGUAUUAUGAGACCUGUACCCCGAACGACAUCAAUGACACACCAACGGGAAGCAUCACUCCCAAUAUCUGACCCUGAGGAGAACAAAUAUCCAACAACAUGGAUCGGCAAGAAAUGGAAAUCAUUUGUACGCUACAUGGAGAAUCACCGACUGCAUGUCUUCUACUUGGUUAUGUAUUUGUUUGUGGUCAUAGGAAUAUUUAGUGAAAGAGCUUAUUAUUUCUCUAUUGAACGAGAGCAUGCAGGUCUUCGUAUGAUUGCGGGAUAUGGAGUUACAGUUACGAGAGGUGCUGCCAGUGUUAUUAUGUUUACCAUGUCCAUUACCUUGCUAACCAUGUGUCGAAAUACAAUUACUCAUCUAAGGAGUACUUUUCUUAACAAGUACAUCCCAUUUGAUGCAGCUGUGGGUUUCCAUAAAAUCAUCGCAGCAACGUUGUUGUUGUUUACCUGUGUACAUAUCGUUGGUCAUAGUAUAAAUUUUUAUCACAUCUCAACCCAGACACCGCCCGAUCUACUGUGCCUAUUUAGAGACUUUUUCCGUCGAUCCCAUAUUCUACCAAAAUUUCAAUAUUGGCUGUUUAUGACCACCACAGGAAUCACAGGAGUGUUGCUGACUAUUAACAUGAUAAUAAUCUACACUUUUGCAAUGCCGUAUAUGAGACGCCACGUCUACAACGCAUUUUGGUUCUCUCACAAACUCUAUAUACCUUUGUACAUUCUGACCAUAUUGCAUGGCAGCGGGCGCCUCGUCCAACCCCCGUUAUUCCAGAAUUUUAUUUUGGGGCCAGUCAUCUUGUUUGCUUUAGAUAAAAUUGUCAGUGUUAGUCGCAAGAAGGAAAUGAUCACUGUGACAAAAGCUGCCAUUCUUCCAUCAGGUGUUACCUAUUUGGAAUGGAAACGACCGGUUGAUUUUAAUUACAAAUCCGGACAGUGGUUACAAAUCUCCUGUAUUGACUUGGGAGAAAAUGAAUAUCACCCGUUUACUCUGACCUCAUCUCCCAAUGAAAACACACUUAGCAUUCACAUCAGAACUGUUGGGCCCUGGACCAUGAAUAUGCAACGCAAGUUUCAUCCUGAUAGUAUUUUGAAUGGAAAGUAUCCAAAGGUUGAAAGAAUUGGUGUGUUCAGUUGUGGUCCUCCGUCUGUCACCAACUCUGUACAACAAGCCUGCACUGAGCUCAACUUAGAGCAACAUAUGAUAUAUUACAAUGGUCAAGCUAAAAUUACUGAAAAUCAGAUAAUUGGUUACCAUGGUAAUAUCAAUGAGUCAGUAAAAUUACAAGAGUCGCAGAAUCAAAGUAUUUGUCAUCAACCGAUAGAAAAUAUCACUUUUGUUAAGAUACACAAAACUGGCAGUACAACAAUACAGAACAUUCUUUUCCGAUAUGGCGAUGCUCGCGAUCUUACGUUUGUGUUACCUCCACAGAAGAUAUCGCUAGGUUGGCCAAACUUUUUUCAUCGAAAGUUCAUUCUCGAGUCACAUGAUGGAAUUUACAACAUCCUGUGUCAGCAUGCACGAUACAAUGACGAGGAAAUUACGAGACUGAUGCCACCUAGUACAACCUAUAUAACAAUUAUUCGGGACCCAGUCACACAUUACGAAAGCUAUUUUACAUAUUUCAGAAUAGGUGAAAAGUGUGGAAUUAAAAAUUCAGACUCCAGUGCGUUGGAUAAAUUUUUUAAUCAUCCAAAUUUUUGCUAUAAAAAAACUGAGCGUAAUCGAAUGCUGUUUGAUUUAGGUAUGAACGAGACGUCAUUUGAUAACCUGACAUUAGUGGAGGAAACAAUUAAAUUUAUCAACAAAAGAUUCUCACUGGUUAUGAUAAUGGAGUACUUGGAGGAGUCUCUUAUUCUUCUCCGAGAUCUUCUGUGUUGGGAUAUUGACGAUUUCACGUUUUUCCAACUCAAUGCAAGGGAGCCCAAGUCUGUGCACAAAAUUGGACCAGAUGUCGCAACAAAGAUCCAAGAGUGGAAUUCCGGAGAUGUAAAGUUGUAUGAUCAUUUUAACAGAACAUUUUGGGAAAAGGUUAAAGCAUAUGGAGUGGAAAAAAUGUCAAAUGAAAUUGCCGCUUUACGUCAGAAAAACCAAGAACUGAGCCAGAAAUGUCUUUCUAGUGAUGGGGCAGGUGAAAAGUUCAAAGUUUGGCAACCCGCUGGGGUAAAAAUGAACAAUAUGGUGUUAAAACCAAAUGCGAAAGAUUAUGAGGAUUGCAAUAAUAGGGUUAUACCCGAAAAGGUAUAUACUCAGAAACUUAGAACCAAAUUAUUGUCAUCAAAUAGGAAAGAGCCACCAGCUGUUCAUAUGGAGGGCCAAGACUAG
Molecule: messenger RNA, 2682 nt
Organism: Saccoglossus kowalevskii
Lineage: Eukaryota; Metazoa; Hemichordata; Enteropneusta; Harrimaniidae
Product: dual oxidase 1-like
Source: RefSeq, a predicted model, not a curated record